UUUACGCAGACGCUAGCUUCAAGAUGGCUGCUGGAGACAACAGUGGCAGGCCUCCUUGCCUUAAUUUCUCCGGUCCGGGUCCUUUGGGAAACAGCCAGCCGAGCAACAGCGUCUUCUCCAUGCCAGCAUCCAACGGCGGAGCGGUCAGUGCGGCUGGGGGAGCGCCAGGAGUAGCGAGGCGUCCCAACCCGCAGAUGGGGCCUGGCGGCGGAGACAGCAACGGUGUUUCGACCGGACCGCCGCCGACUGCGCAGAACUCCCUGCAGCAGUCCGCUGCGACAGGUGCUGCGGCAACAGGAGCCAUGGCUACCCCGGCGUCCAACAUGGCAGCCACCGCAGCGUCAAACGCGGCUCUGGCGACAGCGCCCACCGCCACCCCGGCUGCUGCGUCAGUGUUGGUGUACCGAGAGCCCGUGUACAACUGGCAGGCUACGAAGAGCACCGUCAAGGAGAGGUUCGCUUUCUUGUUCAACAACGAGGUGCUCAGUGACGUUCAUUUCUUAGUGGGGAAAGGGAUGGGUGUUCAGAGGAUACCUGCGCACAGGUUUGUACUGGCUGUGGGUAGCGCAGUGUUCGAUGCGAUGUUUAACGGUGGGAUGGCGACGACCUCAACGGAAAUCGAGCUCCCUGAUGUGGAACCAGCUGCUUUUCUAGCUCUGCUAAAGUUUCUCUACUCUGACGAAGUCCAGAUUGGGCCUGAGACUGUGAUGACCACACUCUAUACAGCUAAGAAGUAUGCAGUGCCAGCCCUGGAGGCUCACUGUGUGGAGUUCCUCAAGAAAAACCUCAGAGCAGAUAACGCCUUCAUGCUGCUAACACAGGCGAGGUUGUUUGAUGAGCCUCAGCUUGCCAGCCUUUGUCUAGAAAAUAUUGAUAAGAACACUGGAGACGCUCUUGCUGCUGAAGGCUUUACAGACAUAGACCUGGAUACAUUAGUAGCAGUGUUGGAGAGGGAUACUCUCGGGGUAAGGGAGGUGCGUUUGUUUGGAGCUUCGGUGCGUUGGGCAGAGGCUGAAGCUCACAGGCAGCAGUUGCAGCCCACACCUGAGAACAAACGCAAAGUCCUGGGCAAAGCCCUGACACUCAUCCGCUUCCCUCUCAUGACCAUUGAGGAAUUUGCUGCAGGUCCAGCCCAGUCUAAUAUUCUUACAGACAGAGAGGUGGUAAGUCUCUUCCUCCACUUCACAGUAAACCCAAAGCCCCGUGUAGAGUUCAUCGACCGACCUCGCUGCUGCCUCCGUGGGAAGGAAUGCAGCAUUACACGUUUUGGACAGGUAGAGAGCCGCUGGGGCUACAGUGGAACAAGCGAUCGCAUACGGUUCUCGGUAAACAGAAGGAUAUUUGUGGUUGGGUUCGGCCUCUACGGCUCCAUACACGGGCCCACAGAUUACCAGGUCAACAUACAGAUAAUUCAUACAGACAGUAACACAGUGCUGGGCCAGAAUGAUACAGGCUUCAGCUGUGAUGGCUCAGCUAACACCUUCAGAGUCAUGUUUAAAGAACCUGUGGAGAUACUACCCAAUGUCAGCUACACUGCCUGUGCUACACUCAAGGGUCCAGAUUCUCAUUAUGGGACGAAGGGAAUGCGAAAGGUUACAUACGAGUCGUCAACCACCGGCACAAAGACCUGUUUCACCUUCUGCUACGCAGCAGGCAACAACAACGGCACUUCUGUAGAGGACGGACAGAUUCCCGAGGUCAUCUUCUACACAUAGUCACCUCUGACACCGCAACAAUCCUCCAUCAAAUGUGACAGCCUGACACCAGUGCAGGGCCACGUCUCAGCAUCUGUACUGGGGACUUAUUUGUCAGACAUCAUACUGUUCCCUCCAUAUAGUGCACUACAUGGGAAGACGAAUAGCCGUGAAGCGAUGUAGGCCACUACAUGGGGCAUAGUUUGUCAUUUGAGAUGCCGUCUUUCUUUCUUGGUGACUCCCUUUUAUCCUUUUGUGUUGUAGUGAUGCAAGUCUCAAAAAAACAGACAUGACUGUACCUCCACAAUGGAAGGUGAGAGGGAGGGAGAAGCCUCUCGGUUCAAACACAGUAUCCGUGUCACAGCUGUGGAUGGACGGCAUAAAACUUGACACUUAAUUCUAAUAAAAGAUGUACGAUUCCCCUUCCUGUACUCCACGGGAUUAGUUCGGAGGAGAGUCGUAACUGUAUGAAUGUACAGUUUAUCAUAUUUGCCAAGAUCGAUCUUUAUUGUCUAGUAGAGACCAGCAUUUCAUGCAAUUCCACAUGACUUCUGUAGACUGACAGACCUCAUAGGCUUGACACCGCUUGGCAAAUUUGAACCAGGCGUCUAUUAAUCUUAACAAUAUGAUUAUUAUGAGCAAAUUUUGGGGUUUUACAUACAGCACAAUCUGUGAUAUCUUGUGUCCUUGCUUGGUAGUUGCGUAUAACAGGGAUACCUUGCACUUCUUGGCAUCUGUUAAUUUGGUUGUUCUAUGGAUGCACACUUACUCUUCAUAAGUUUCUAUUUAGCUUUGUUUUAAAAAGUGUGGGCAGACGUUUAAGGGUUGUAUAUUAAAGUGGCAUUUAUUAACUAUAUAUGUAACUUGAAAUAACUAUUGAUUAAAGAGUGAGGAAAACUA
Solea senegalensis (Senegalese sole) is the source of this 2594-nucleotide messenger RNA. It is a transcript of the gene btbd2b, whose product is annotated as BTB/POZ domain-containing protein 2. The transcript has 9 exons. The record is from RefSeq and is a predicted model, not a curated record. Gene Ontology annotation, cellular component: cytosol; P-body. Bases 24 to 1715 code for a protein of 563 amino acids. Gene Ontology annotation, biological process: neurogenesis. Gene Ontology annotation, molecular function: protein binding. NCBI's taxonomy places the organism in Eukaryota, Metazoa, Chordata, Actinopteri, Pleuronectiformes, Soleidae.